CUAAACAUCUGGGACUUCAUUUCCUCGGCUAUCUGUUUGACGGGAAUCGUCAUGGCAUACUACGCAGACACACAGCUUCACGAGUUUGUAACCGGAAACCAAAAACUCAAGGAGCAAGGAAAGCCUAAGAUCCCCAAUCUCGACACGGGUUUGUGGCAUUACUCAAGACAUCCUAAUUACUUGGGAGAGCAAUUGUGGUGGUGGGGAUUGGUCAUAUUUGCUUGGAACCUUGGUCAAGGAUGGACUUUGAUAGGUGCAUUGGUCAAUACUCUGUGUUUGGUCUAUGUAACAAUUCUUGUCGAGCGUCGGAUGGUGAAACAACAAUACAGAGCUGAAGCUUAUAGAGCAUAUCAGAAGACAACUUCGGUGUGGAUUCCAUGGUUCAAAUCUCAUGUUGCUGCUACUAAAGACAAGAACACUUGAGGAAGCUGUGAUUAGUUUGUUUCAAUAGGGUUUCUAGAGAUCCUUAAUUGUGUAUUAUGAUCCUUUUUUUGGUGUUUUUUCCUCUCACUUUGUUUCCUUGGGGAUGUUUUCUUUGGUCUGUGUAAAUUUGCAUUAUAAUGGGUUUUUCUUCCGUCUAUUUGGGCUCGUCGUCGUCGUGUUAAUAAGUGUUUUUAAAAAUCA
Molecule: messenger RNA, 624 nt
Organism: Arabidopsis lyrata subsp. lyrata
Lineage: Eukaryota; Viridiplantae; Streptophyta; Magnoliopsida; Brassicales; Brassicaceae
Exons: 1
Biological process (GO): lipid metabolic process
Cellular component (GO): membrane
Molecular function (GO): oxidoreductase activity, acting on the CH-CH group of donors
Source: RefSeq, a predicted model, not a curated record